Messenger RNA from Linum trigynum, 207 nucleotides. The record is from the annotation of a GenBank genome assembly. NCBI's taxonomy places the organism in Eukaryota, Viridiplantae, Streptophyta, Magnoliopsida, Malpighiales, Linaceae.
AUGUCUCGUAGCCAUCGAGACGGAAAGAGGGACGAGUCUCGCACGUGCUUCGAUGAAGGGGAGCAGGCGAGGAUGGAGUGGGACUUGAGCUGGCGGCCUCGGGAAGCGGUAAGGAGAGAGGCGCUGCUGGAGAGUGAGGCGGCGAGGUGUCCAAGGGCUCAGCAGGUGAAAAUGGCAAGGGUGAGCUGUUGUCGUCAUGGGAGGUAG